Oppiella nova is the source of this 456-nucleotide messenger RNA. The record is from the annotation of a GenBank genome assembly. NCBI's taxonomy places the organism in Eukaryota, Metazoa, Arthropoda, Arachnida, Sarcoptiformes, Oppiidae.
AUGUCCGAUUUUGGUGGAAAUUUUUACAUCACCUUUCUACUAUCAGGCCUAGUUGAGUUGCCAUCACAAUUAUUGACCGUGGUAUUUUUCCGACUGUUUGGACGUCGACUACUGUUUUCUACAUUUUUGACCAUAACGUGCGUAUCGUGUCUGGCGAUCAUCGGCUCCCGGGCUGAGUGGCUAACAGUCCUGUUGGCACUCAUAGGCAAGUUUGGAGUCAACAGCGCCUGGAAUGUUAUGGCAGUUGUCGGACCCGAGUUGUAUCCAACGGUUAUCAGGCAUAGGGGUAUGGGUGUCGCACAGGCGGCUAUUCAUGGCUUAGCGCCGGUUAUGAUACUAUACGGCGUGUUAUCGGGUGUCGGAGCCCUUAUUGUGCUAUUAUUACCUGAAACUAAAGGUCGCGAGAUUCCCGAUACUAUUGAAGAAACUGAUCAGGAUAACAUUAUUAAUACUUAA